AUGGCAGAGACCAAGCGUAGCCGUGUCUUCUUCGACAUCAACAUUGGCAAGUCCAGUGCUGGCCGUGUCACUUUUGAGCUGUACAACGACAUCGUCCCCAAGACUGCCGAGAACUUCCGCGCAUUGUGUACUGGUGAGAAGGGCCAAGGAAAGAAUGGCAAGCCUCUCCACUACAAGGGCUCUUCUUUCCACCGCGUCAUCAAGUCCUUCAUGAUCCAGGGCGGUGACUUCACUGCUGGCAAUGGAACUGGUGGUGAGAGUAUCUAUGGAGAGAAGUUCGAGGACGAGAACUUUGAGCUCAAGCACGAGAAGCCUUUCUUGUUGAGCAUGGCCAAUGCUGGUCCAGGCACCAACGGCUCCCAAUUCUUCGUUACCACCGUUCCCACUCCCCACCUUGACGGAAAGCACGUUGUCUUCGGCGAGGUUCUCGGAGGCAAGAGCAUCAUUCGCACCAUCGAGAACACACCUACUAGCUCCAACGACAAGCCCAACAAAGACUGCACCAUCGUCGACUGUGGUGAGCUCACUGGCCAAGAAUACGAGAAGGCUGCCGAAAAGGUUCCCGACAGCACAGGAGACCCAUACGAAGACUUCCCCGAGGACCAGGGCGAGGACAUCCCUGGACUCGAGAUUGUCAAGAUUGCCAACGACCUGAAGACUAGAGGAACCGACGCUUUCAAGAAGGGAGAUAUCGCUCUUGGUCUCGCCAAGUACCAGAAGGGUCUGAGAUACCUCCAUGAAUACCCCGAGCCCCUCGAGAACGACGCACCAGAGCUUGGCCCUGCUUUGGCCUCGCUCAGAAUUGCUCUCCACUCCAACAGUGCUCUUCUGCAGUUGAAGCUCAAUGAGUUCACUGACGCAGAGAAGUCUGCUACCAACGCCAUCGCAGUCCCUCAGAUCAAGGCACCGGAAAAGGGCAAGGCUCUCUACCGCCGCGCUCUGGCAAGAAAGGGCCUGAAGAACGAGGAGGACGCUGUUGCCGACUUGGAGGAGGCACUCAAGUUCGUUCCCGAAGACGCAGCAGUCAAGAACGAGCUCGCCGCCGUCAAGAAGGCCGCUGCCGACAGAGCAAAGAAGGAGAAGGCUGCGUACAGCAAGUUCUUUUCAUAG
Messenger RNA from Aureobasidium melanogenum CBS 110374, 1110 nucleotides. RefSeq names its product peptidyl-prolyl cis-trans isomerase. Gene Ontology annotation, molecular function: protein binding; peptidyl-prolyl cis-trans isomerase activity. The transcript has 3 exons. The record is from RefSeq and is a predicted model, not a curated record. Gene Ontology annotation, biological process: protein folding; protein peptidyl-prolyl isomerization. The coding region runs from base 1 to 1110 and encodes 369 amino acids. Lineage: Eukaryota; Fungi; Ascomycota; Dothideomycetes; Dothideales; Saccotheciaceae. Gene Ontology annotation, cellular component: intracellular membrane-bounded organelle.